UACCCAAUCUUAUACAUUUCAUUUUGAAUAGUACAAGUCACAGACAUUAUUCUUUUAUAUAAAUUUAAAAAAAAAACAUUGAACUCAAUUAGCCAUUGUUAUACAUUUUUUGGUCAACUUGAGCGACUUGAAUCAAUGAAGCAUAAAUGGUAGCAAUAAACUACUGCCACCUAUAAAUAACUAGACUUCAUGGAAUAACCAUUGACAUAGUAACUUGUGCUUUCACCUUAUCAUGAGGUACCUCAAGACGUUAAUUCUUUUGCUAUUUGUGGCGUCUCUGACGAUGGCCAAAAAAGAUGAAUCUAGUGAAGAAGAAGAUGAGAAAAAAUACGGUGAGCAUCAUCAUGAAGAAAAGGGUGAAAAGGGAGAAAAGGGUCAUAAGGAAAAAAAGCACUGGGAAGAAGAUGAGAAAAAGCACCACGAAGAAGAUGAUCAUGGUCAUAAAUAUGAAGAAGAAGGUGGCAAGAAAAAGAAAGACUGGGAUGAAAAAGACGAACAUGGUGAACACCACGAACAUGGUGAGCAUAAAAAAGGUGGCAAGCACCAUCACAAAAAAGGGCAUAAAAAGGGCCACAAGGCUUCCGAAUAUCACAAGAAAGCCAACAAGGACGAGUAUUAUAAGGAAAAGAAAUUCUACGAUGACGAAGACAAAGGAGGUCAUCACAAGAAGUUCGGCAAAGGGCACGAGCAUCAUGAGAAAGAAGAAGGCGGUCACAAGAAAGGCGAACAUCACGAAGCGGCUGAAAAGAAAGGUAGCAAAGGACACAAAGGACACUACAGCAAAGGACAUCACGACGAAGAUCAUAAGGGUUACAAAGACGAACAUGGACAUGAUGAGCAUUAUGAUCAUCAUGAAGAUUUCGGCAAGAAAGGCGAAAAGAAAGGUGGCCACAAGAAAGGAUACAAAAAAGGACAUCACUAAACUAAUAGAUAGUACCUACCUAGCUGGUAAAUGUAUGACAUUGUGUAGGCA
This is a messenger RNA of Episyrphus balteatus (marmalade hoverfly), 973 nucleotides long. RefSeq names its product putative eggshell protein. NCBI's taxonomy places the organism in Eukaryota, Metazoa, Arthropoda, Insecta, Diptera, Syrphidae. The record is from RefSeq and is a predicted model, not a curated record. The transcript is spliced from 2 exons. The coding region runs from base 233 to 922 and encodes 229 amino acids.